AUGAAAAUCCUAAUAGAAUUUAAAAUCAUUGAUGGCUGCUGCACUUCACAAGCAAAUAAAGAGAUAACAUUACUAAGCGCUUGCAAAAUGGAUGAGAAUGAACUGGAUGAUUAUUUUAUUAGUUUGUUGUGUGAAGAUUACAAUGAGGAAGUAAUUAAUAGAAAAAAAGCGAGAAUUUUGGAAUGAAUACAUGAUCAAGAUAGAUUUUCUACAGGCAGCUGUGAAAGAUAUGGGCACAUCUAUUUUUAUGGAGAUAGUUUCGGAGGAUGUGAAAUUUUAAAAGAAAAUUUUGAUUCCUUAGAUGAUUUUAUAAAAGGUCUUGAAGAGGAAAGUGAAGAGGAGGAAGAUGAAGAGGAAGAAGAAGAAGAAGAAGAGGAAAAGGAAAAGGAAAAUGAAGAGGAAGAGGAAAUAAAGAAGAAAAGGAAAAUCUAA
Blepharisma stoltei is the source of this 432-nucleotide messenger RNA. Lineage: Eukaryota; Ciliophora; Heterotrichea; Heterotrichida; Blepharismidae. The record is from the annotation of a GenBank genome assembly.